AUGGGACGGGCGGUGUUCGUCACGUUCUUCGGCAGGUUGCCGCACGAACUGGAACACACCCACGAAUCUCCUCCGGUAAUGACCGUGCCUCUGGUGCUCCUGGCCAUCCUGGCAAUCGGGUUCGGGCUGAUCAGUUGGAACUGGCCCGGUGCCUUUGGCGGGUUCGGCUACUUCGUCUUCUACCACGAGGGCCAUGGGUUCGAAUUCACCUGGUGGAUUGGCAUACUGUCAGGGGUGAUGGCGGUGGGCUCGUUUGUGUUCACCUACCUGAUCUAUGAGAGGCGCAGCAUCUCGCUGGACUCCACGCGGGAGAGGUUCGGCGCAAUUCUCCGGAUAGUUGAGAACAAGUACUAUUUUGACGAGAUCUACCAGUGGACGAUCGACCGUGUCGUUCUGGUCAUAGCCAAUUUCGUGGGUUUCUUCGACAGGGCGAUCGUCAACGACGUGGGCAUCAACGGUCCGGCGGACGUGGUGCGCCGCCUGGGGAUCACCCUGCGCCUGCACGUCACUGGACACCUGUACAGCUACGCCCUGGCCAUGGCGCUGGGCACGAUCGGACUGGCAAUUUUCUGGUGGCUGAUAACCUCGUGA
This is a messenger RNA of Geodia barretti, 591 nucleotides long. The record is from the annotation of a GenBank genome assembly. Lineage: Eukaryota; Metazoa; Porifera; Demospongiae; Tetractinellida; Geodiidae.